UGUAUCCCAGGCUGGCCUCAAACUCCCUACAGCCAAGAAUGACCUUGAACUUCUGAUUCUUGUGCCUGCACCUCACCGAGGGCUGGGAUUACAGGUGUUACCACCUCGACCAGUAUAAUGUGGUACUGUACUGUGGGAUAUUUGUACACUGUGUGAAGAUGGGUCAUUGUGAUUGCUUUAAUAAAAAGCUGAAUGGUCAAUAGCUAGGCAGGAGAGGUUAGGUGGGACUUCCUAGCAGAGAGAGGAACUCAGGGGGUGAAUCUAGGCAUGCAGCAUUGGCUAGCGAGACAUGGAAGGAGUCAGAUGUACAGAAUGGAGGAGAGAUAAAGAGCCAGGUGGCAGAAUGUGGAUGACUAGAAAUGAGUUCAUUGAAGUUAUAAGAGUGAGUGGGACAAGCCUAAGCUAAGGCCAAGCCUUUGUAAUUAAUAAAGUCUCUGAGUCAUUAUCUGGGGGCUGGCAGUCUAAAGAAAGUCUGUCUACAGUACUGAGAAUGGAACCCAGGGCUUCAUGGGUGAGCACUCUACCAACUGAACUAUAUUCCCAGCCGCCAUCUUUAAGUACGUGUGCGUCAAAUUACAUAGUAAUUAUCUCCUUCCUUCUUCUCUCCCUCCCUUCCCUCUGUUUAGACAGGGUCUCUCUUUGUAGUCCAGGCUGACCAUGGACUCUUGAUCCUCCUACCUCAGCCUCCCAAGGAUUACAAGCAGGCAUGUACCAUCAUGAUGCCUGGUUUGGAUGCUAUGUUUCUAGGAGAUGAAUUUACUCAUCAUUUUUCCCAUGUUCUUCUUCAACUAGGAAAGCCUAGUUCAAUUUGAUCUCUCUGGGACCUUAGGGCCUUUGAGUUCAUGCAGGGUGACCUUUCUCCUGACUCUCCACUCCACUAAUUGGCAUUUUAUCAUCCAAGGACUCGGGUCACAUGUCAUUCAAAUGGAAACAUCUGGUCCCUCCAACUAGUCUGCAGGUAACCCUGGGCAGGGGCAUACCUUGCUUCUUGAGGCAAGAAAACAGGUGAACCUGGGAAUGACUCCCACUGCGGGUCCCUCUUGCUGAGACUGAGGCCAGUCUGCAAUGUGUCCUCUGGCAGGCCUGGCUCUGGACUUCAAGGCCAUUGUAUCGCUCAGUCAUCUUGGCUGCUUGCCCCUCUGCGUCCACCCUCCUUCCUACCCUGGGGUGACUUUUUUUCGUCUUUUUGCCUGGCAAGAGAAAUCUGGCAACUUCCCACUCCUCUCCCGAUGCGACUGUGUGACUCUUUUGCAUCUAGAGAGGCCACUGCAGCCUGUUCCCCGAGAACUCCUGGCUGCCUUCCAGAGAGGUGGCUUCCCUGACGCGCUGCUCUAGAAGGUCACCUGUGCUAGGCAAAGGGACAACCGAGCCCCAGCACAAGGCAGUGCGUACUGUCCUGACACCCUUCAAGAGCUCCCCAUUAACUGUCACCUCUGAGAAGCAAUCAAUCCACUCUGUAAUCAUUCUCUUGAGGGGCCUGGGGAGUGAUUGAUGGGUCCAGUUGUUUUAGUAUUAGCCAGUGUAAGUUAAGUAAGUCAAAUCAAUAAACUUUAUAGGUCUCCCCAGAUUGCUCUAGAGGUGAGACCCAGUUGCGUUCACCUCAAUAGAUUUAGACCUUUGCCUGAGGAAAAAUCAGGAGUCACCUGGGGAAACAGUUUGAUUUCUCCUGGAGAGACUCUCUUAGUGCCCUUGAGCCUGUCGUGACUUAAAUCAAUAACUUUAACAGCUUCCAAGAAAUCCGUUGCUGCUGGAGUGUCUCCAUGCUGCUGUCUGCUAUCCCAGGCACACGAUGACUCCAGACACCUGACUGAAGGAGGCAAAGGGGUGAUGACCAAAACCCCUGCCUGAGCCAUCUCUGGGUGCCCCACACAGGACUGCUAGCUCAGGCCUUUGUCCCUGCCAGAGCCCUUUCUCCUGUCUGUCUGUCUGUCCGUCUGUCCUAGAUUUUCUAUAAGAAAAAACGAGCCUGAGUAGAGUAAGAGAGUAAAAUGGUUGUACGGUCCAGUCUCAGAAACCAGCAGCCCUUGCGGCAUGGCUGACCGACUGACUGAGGAACAGACGGCGGAAUUCAAAGAAGGUGUUUCACUCUUUGUCAAGGAUGAUGAUGGGACUGUAACAGCUGCGGACUCUGAUGAGGGCUCCUGGUCAGAAGCAGAGCUACAGGACAUGAUCAGUGAAGGAGACGGAGAUGCUGAGGGCGCAACUGACGUCCCUGAGUUUCUGACAAUGACGGCAAGAAAAAUGGAAGACCCAGACAGCGAGGAAGAAAUCAGGGAGCAUUCCGCGUGUUUGACAAGGGACAGCGGUGGCCGUAUCAGUGCAUUAGAGCUUCUCCAUGGGAGGACAAAGCUUGGAGAGAAGGUAACAGAUGAAGACGUUGAUGAAAUGGUUGGGGAAGCAGGUAUCGAUGGUCAGGUAAACCAUGAAGGGUUUGUACGGACGAUGACAGCCAAGUGAAGACAUUGUACAGAAUGCGUUAACUGCCUUCUACAACACUGUUUAUCUGCCUUUUCCUUGUAACUUAUCUGUAAAAGGCUUCCCCUUACUGUCAAAAAAACCACGCAUGUGUAGUAAUUAGGACUUCGUUCCUCCACGAUUCCUCCCCUUAUCUCACGCUCGUUGUCCUUAAACCUUAUUUUAGAACACUGAUCAAGUAACAUGUUCCAUGUGGCUUCCUCUCAAUAUGUCAAGCCCUUCUGCGCAUCUGAACUUAGCUGGAGUUGGUCACCUGAGGGAUCGUCUGGGUUGUGCCUUUUUUAAAGUCGAUUUUAGGAACUGUCAGCAUGUUGUUGUGGAAGCGUGGAUAGUCAAGGAUGUGCACUUAAAAGCUGCACUGUUGCGAAACGCCUUCUAUCCAGGCAUACUCCUAUACUGGUUUUUUUUUGUACUGAUGAUAUUUAUUGUACAAGAAACAUUUUCUUUUAUUGU
This is a messenger RNA of Peromyscus eremicus (cactus mouse), 2928 nucleotides long. Its product is annotated as calmodulin-like. Bases 2032 to 2457 code for a protein of 141 amino acids. Gene Ontology annotation, molecular function: calcium ion binding. The transcript has a single exon. Lineage: Eukaryota; Metazoa; Chordata; Mammalia; Rodentia; Cricetidae. The record is from RefSeq and is a predicted model, not a curated record.